AGGUGGCGAUAGUAGCGUAUCACCCCUCCUACGGAGCGAGCUGUCAAAUUGCAAGACGUUGUUUGUAUACGAAAUUUUUAUCGGUAUUUAGUGUUAAAUAAGACGAAGCUGUGCUGAUCCGAUAUCAGUAGAAUGAAUAGAACAAUGGAUGAGAAGGAAGAACUAGUGAAGAAAUCGCUUUUCAGCUUUGUAAGGAAACAGGUUCCCACUGCUCAACUGAGCUUGAUAGAUGACAUAGUUCUCAGCUACGUUGUGAGCAUGGUUGAGGAGGAUGCUCUCGAGGAGAAUUUAGAUGUCGAGGGAUUGUGCGAAAUGGUGUCUGCCUGUCUUCCCGAAUUUUCAACUAUUGACAAAGAGGCAGUAUCCAAAUGGCUGUUGGAAAUAGAGAGCGAGCUCAGACAGGGAAGUAAACCGGGCGAGGACUCUCAAUCUCAUGAUCCGUUGAGUCAUAUCAGUUUGACAGCAUUUUUACCUCCUGAAGCUCAGAGGAUCAGGGUGCACCAUUUGUCCGAAACAAGUGAUGCUGGUAGUGAUUCCAGCGGUGAAUAUUUCGCUGAACAGGAAUCAACUUGGCAUCAGGUUGCUCUUCUCCAGGAAAUGUUUCCAGGAGCGAGUCCAGCAGAGGCACGACAUUGCUUAGCCGUAGCAGGUGGUGACAUAGCGAAGGCAGCGCAGCUCGCGUUACAUAGACAAGAGGCAGGCCAAAGUCUAGUUGGCAAUCUUACUUUCCUCACGCCAAGCGUUCGUACUAAGGCAAGAGUGAACGACGAAGAGUUGAAAUCGCGCAUAAUUGCCCGCUAUAGCUAUGUGGAUCGUGACAAUACUGUACGCGAGCAUCGCCCAGUGGCUCCUAAGACGGAACCAAAGAAACUGGUUCGUUAUUUGGAUAACAAGAUCGUAAGUGUAAAAGGUGAACGAUACACAGAAGUUCGACGGGGUGAUGACGAUGAGGGGAACGAGGGGGGCAGGAAGAGGGGGCACAGUCGUCCGUAACCAGCCCCCUUGCCUCCCCCCCCCGAUCCACCCCCUUGGAGGCACCUGGUUUUAAAUUACACUUGAAUUAAUGUCCUUCUCUUAGAUGAGCCUAGGGGUGUAAACAAACAGUGCUAAAUGAUAGUAAAAACAGUCAGGCUUCAUUUUAUAUACGACUCCAAGCUUAUGUUCAACAUUAUUUUGAAACUGACGGCGCUCUGUGUGAUUUUUGAAAGAAGUAUUUACACUGCACAGCGUUUAUCUAAUAUUUAGCACUAGAGCUUGUAUUAUACUCUUAGAUAAACUAGUGAGUAUACAAUGGCCAUUACACACAUAAUUCUAUUACACAAAUUAAAAAUGUGAUUAGGGACACGUCAUUUAAUUAUCUGACGACUGAAUAUUGUUAAUAACAAACACACCUAUGAAUGGCGUUACGUUUCUAUUUGCCAUUGUAAACUGAUUAAUUUUAUGAGAGACGUGAGC
Messenger RNA from Diprion similis, 1455 nucleotides. Its product is annotated as CUE domain-containing protein 2-A. The coding region runs from base 133 to 993 and encodes 286 amino acids. Lineage: Eukaryota; Metazoa; Arthropoda; Insecta; Hymenoptera; Diprionidae. The record is from RefSeq and is a predicted model, not a curated record. The transcript has 5 exons.